Messenger RNA from Lates calcarifer (barramundi perch), 2269 nucleotides. RefSeq names its product ALG2 alpha-1,3/1,6-mannosyltransferase (gene alg2). The record is from RefSeq and is a predicted model, not a curated record. Gene Ontology annotation, molecular function: GDP-Man:Man(1)GlcNAc(2)-PP-Dol alpha-1,3-mannosyltransferase activity; alpha-1,3-mannosyltransferase activity. Bases 160 to 1377 code for a protein of 405 amino acids. Lineage: Eukaryota; Metazoa; Chordata; Actinopteri; Centropomidae. The transcript has 5 exons.
AAUACUAACCCCGAUUAAGUUCAUGUCAACGGUUUAAUUGAGCCAACAUGGCGCCCGAACUGUAGAGUUUCAUGUCGGUUUUUCUUGCUGCUGCGGGCGGCUAGACGAGCAUUACCACAGGUUUCCAAGCUUGGACAAGGUAGUGAAGGGAUCCAAAGGAUGGCGCGGGUGGUGUUCCUCCAUCCGGACCUGGGUAUUGGUGGAGCAGAGCGACUGGUGGUUGAUGCUGCUGUUGCUCUGAAGUCUCGGGGAUGUAGCGUUCAGAUCUGGACAGCCCAUUAUGAUCCAACACACUGCUUCUCUGAGACCCUGGACCCAGAUCUGCCCGUGGUAUGUGUGGGGGACUGGCUUCCCACUAGCGUGUUUGGCUACCUGCAUGCCUUGUGUGCCUACCUGAGGAUGAUCUAUGUGGCUCUCUACCUGGUCUUCCUUAGCGGGGUGGAGUAUGAUGUUAUCUUCUGUGAUCAGGUGUCGGUGUGUAUCCCGGUGCUGCGGCUGUCCCGUCACAGGAAGAAGGUUCUGUUUUACUGUCACUUCCCAGAUCAGCUGCUGACCCAGAGAAAGUCGGCUCUGAAGAAGCUUUACCGCGCUCCCAUCGACUGGCUGGAGGAACGCACCACAGGCAUGGCUGACAUGAUUCUGGUAAACAGUCAGUUCACUGCAGGCAUCUUCAGGGAGACCUUUCAAAGUCUAAGCACAGUCCAGACAGACGUCCUCUAUCCCUCUCUCAACACAUGUACCUUUGACCAGCCGUCUACUGAAUCACAAGGUCUGGAGGGGCUGCUCCCCGAGGGGACCUCCUGCCUGUUUCUCUCUCUGAACCGAUAUGAGAGAAAGAAGAAUCUGGGCCUGGCCCUGGAGGCUCUGGCAGCCCUGAGGAGCGGCCUUCCUCCAGGCCAGAGAGCAGGUAUUCACCUGGUGGUGGCGGGGGGCUACGAUGACCGAGUCACUGAGAAUGUUCAACAUUACGCUGAACUGAAAGAGCUGGCAGCACAGCUCCACUUGGAGGACUGUGUCAUUUUCCUGCGCUCCCCCUCCGAUGCACUGAAGGUGGCGCUGCUGCGGGGCAGCGCCGCCGUGCUCUACACCCCGAGCAGAGAGCAUUUUGGGAUAGUUCCCGUGGAGGCCAUGUACUGCUGCUGCCCUGUUAUCGCUGUGAACUCUGGGGGACCCCUGGAGAGCGUGGCAGACGGGGAAACGGGUUUCCUGUGUGAGCCCACGGCCGAGGCCUUCUCUAAGGCCAUGGAGAGGCUCGUCAGGGAGCCACAGCUCCGCAGGGACAUGGGACAAGCUGGGAGGAGGAGGGUACAAGAUAAGUUCUCUCUUCAGGCCUUCUCAGACCAGCUGUAUGGGUACAUCAUCAGGCUGAGCCAGUGAUGUGAAGACUGGAGGAGAGGCAAGAGAAAACCAGUGGAACUGUGGAAAAAUGAUCCUCUACUGAACUGUGAAACUGACUGUGUGCGACUGGGGUCUGUAGAGAGUUGAAGUGGAUGUGUUCUAACAGAGAAUGUAUGUGUAUAUGAGUAGGGAGGUGUGUGUGUGUGUGUGUGUGUGUGUGUGUGUGGGGCGGGGGGUGGGGGCAUAUUAUGAGGACUUGGAGGACAAUUAAUCAGCAUUCCCUUGGAGGGGUUGCUGAGAGGAAAAAAGGAUGGAAUCUCUAUACUAAUUAAGAAAAGAGUAACGAGUUUACCUACCCCGUCUCUGGAAAAAUACCACCCCUGCAAGUGUGUACGUGUGUGUGUCAUUGUACAUGUGUAGCAGUGCAGCAACCAAGAGCCUAGCAAAUGAGCGUACCAAAAGGAUUGAUUGUUAGCGUGAGAUGUUUUGCACUGUGUUUGUUUGUUGGUUUUUUUCCCCCCCUUGCUUUUCUACAGUAGGCUUUGUCUUUGUGUGUUUGGGGGGGGGGAUGAAGAAAAAGAAUGCAGUUACAACCAUGCGCCAUCAGGCAGCACACAGCCCCAGAUCGAUAAACAGGAUGCUUUCCACUACUUCCUGUCCACCCAGAGCUUUGUUCCCCCUCCUUCACAUUCACAAGACGCUGGCCUGUCCAUGACUCUUGCUGCUGCGUGGAGGUUAUUAGAAAAUGACAGAGAGUGUUUGGCUUUAUUAGAGGUCUGGCUGAUGGGCAGUGUGCCUGUGUCUGGGUCAUUAUCAACAAGGAGAAUAGCAGAAGGUCAUUGUGUCUGCGCGCUGGCCUCCUCAGCCCUCCUACUGUAUAGAAAUGCUCUUAUUGACAUUCCUGAAGUCUUAAUAAACAAGAGGACAAAUA